This is a messenger RNA of Gigantopelta aegis, 13599 nucleotides long. RefSeq lists its product as uncharacterized. The transcript has 82 exons. The record is from RefSeq and is a predicted model, not a curated record. Gene Ontology annotation, molecular function: calcium ion binding; protein binding. Gene Ontology annotation, biological process: signal transduction. Lineage: Eukaryota; Metazoa; Mollusca; Gastropoda; Neomphalida; Peltospiridae. The coding region runs from base 181 to 12963 and encodes 4260 amino acids.
CGCGAACUCGAUUACUUGAACGAAAUGUUUCAGAACUAAAACUAGUUUAAAUGGAAUAGUGUUAUCGAGACUAUAUAUUUGGCAACUUGGACUGUUGUCAUCAAAAAUGUUUGUUUCUCUUGCGGCUGAUUUGUUGGGUGACUGAAAUGCAAUGUCUGUGUAAACAGCUGUAAAAGCAAGAUGGCUGAUGGUGAGGCUAAACAGAUGUGGGCAGACCUCGAAGAUGAGACAUUCUUUCUCGGAGCUGUCCCGCUUCAGAAAUUUAAACAACAGCUGGAAGAGAAUAAGAAGGCAGAGCUCGAUCUAAGUUUUGAUACAAGUACGCCAGGAUACUGUACCGAUGCUGUGCUCAAAGUCUGGAGAGACGUGUAUCUUACUCGGGUCAAGAAGGAUGCCACAUACGGGAGCCGGCUCAAAAAGGUUGAUCUGCGAUGCUGUUCCUUGCUCACGGAUGUCGGGAUUGGAUGGCUGGCUGAAAUUGUCAAAUAUUCUCCAGAUCUCAAUACAAUACAGAUUGAUGGGUGUACGAAGGUAACUGACUGUGGGUUGUCUGCCCUCAAACUGGCUGCCAUGUCAGUUCAGGUCUCUGCCAUGGCGACGUCUGUGACACACUUGAACUUGGGCAGCCUGACCAGAGGAUGUCCUCUGCUGAUUGAUGUCAAAACUGAACAGGUUGAAGAACACCUCCAGGGGCACGUGUUGGUCGUUCCCCACGACAAGAUGAAAACAAGUUUUUCUGAAUACCUCAAGUCCAAGUCACUCAGUCAGCGUGAGAUUCUACAUCAUAUCACCAGCUGGACACUGGACAACUGGAACGUUGCUGUUACUGAGAUUCCAUAUAACAAUGUAUGUGUUCAAAAUAAAGAUAGUCUGGAGCAGAAUCCAUUGUUUGAGAGUUUGGUACCCAAGAAUCCAACACAGGUUGUAAUUCCGUUUGAUGCAUCAUUGGAACUGGCAGAAAUCAAAUCUCACAUUGCGAAAACUAUCACCCGAAUUCUCAGCAAGGAGACAGUUAACCCACCUCACAAAGAUUUCGACUUGAAGAUUGUGAGCAGUGAUUUCUUCCUUGACACCCAGUUGGUAGAGAAAUGUGUCUGGAAUCCAGAUGGUGUUUUCAGGGAUCUCAGGAAUCUUAGAGAUAUUAGAUAUUUUAGGGAUCUCGGGAAUCUUAGAGUUGUGAGGUAUCUUGGAGAUCUCAGGAAUCUUAGAAAUGUGAGGUAUGUUAGAGUUCUCAGGAAUCAUAGAGAUGUGAGGUAUCUUAUGGAUCUCAGGAAUCUUAGAGAUGUGAGGUAUCUUAGAGAUCUCAGGAAUCAGAGAGAUGUGAGGUAUGUUAGAGAUCUCAGGAAUCUUAGAGAUGUGAGGUAUCUUAGAUAUCUCAGGAAUCUUAGAGAUGUCAGGUAUCUUAGAGAACUAAGGAAUCUUAGAAAUAUUAGAUAUUUUAGGGAUCUCAGGAAUCUUAGAGAUGUGAGGUAUCUUAGAGGUCUCAGGAAUUUAAGAAAUGUGAGGUAUCUUAGAGAUUUCAGGAAUCUUAGAGAUGUGAGGUAUCUUACAGAUCUUAGGAAUCUUAGAGAUAUGAGGUAUCUUAGGGAUCUCAGGAAUCUUAAAGAUGUGAGGUAUCUUAGAGAUCUCAGGAAUCAUAGAGAUGUGAGGUAUCUUAGAGAUCUCAGGAAUCUUAGAGAUGUGAGGUAUGUUAGAGAUCUCAGGAAUCUUAGAGAUGUGAGGUAUCUUAGAGAUAUCAGGAAUCUUAGAGACAUAAGGUAUGUUAGAGAUCUAAGGAAUCUUAGAGGUGUGAGGUAUCUUAGAGAUCUCAGGAAUUUAAGAAAUGUGAGGUAUCUUAGAGAUCUCAGGACUCAUAGAGAUGUGAGGUAUCUUAGGGAUCUCGGGAAUCUUAGAGAUAUUAGAUAUUUUAAAGAUCUCAGGAAUCUUAGAGAUGUGAGGUAUCUUAGGGAUCUCAGGAAUCUUAGAGAUGUGAGGUAUCUUAGAGAUCUCAGGAAUCUUAGAGAUGUGAGGUAUCUUAGGGAUCUCAGGAAUCUUAGAGGUAUUAGAUAUUUUAGAGAACUCAGUAAUCUUAGAGAUGUGAGGUAUCUUAGUAAUCUCAGGAAUCUUAGAGAUGUGAGGGAUCUCAGGAAUCUUAGAGAUGUGAGGUAUCUUAGAGAUAUUAGAUAUUUUAGAGAUCUCAGGAGUCUUAGAGAUGUGAGGUAUCUUAGAGAUCUCAGGAAUCUUAGAGAUGUGAGGUAUCUUAGAGGUCUCAGGAAUUUAAGAAAUGUGAGGUAUCUUAGAGAUUUCAGGAAUCUUAGAGAUGUGAGGUAUCUUAGAGGUCUCAGGAAUUUAAGAAAUGUGAGGUAUCUUAGAGAUUUCAGGAAUCUUAGAGAUGUGAGGUAUCUUAGAGAUCUUAGGAAUCUUAGAGAUAUGAGAGAUCUCAGGAAUCUUAGAGAUGUGAGGUAUCUUAGAGAACUCAGGAAUCUUAGAGAUGUGAGGUAUCUUAGAGAUGUGAGGUAUCUUACAGAUCUUAGGAAUCUUAGAGAUGUGAGGGAUCUCAGGAAUCUUAGAGAUGUGAGGUAUCUUAGAGAUAUUAGAUAUUUUAGAGAUCUCAGGAAUCUUAGAGAUGUGAGGUAUCUUAGAGAUCUCAGGAAUCUUAGAGAUGUGAGGUAUCUUAGAGAUGUGAGGUAUCUUAGGGAUCUCAGGAAUCUUAGAGAUGUGAGGUAUCUUAGAGAUGUUAGAUAUUUUAGGGAUCUCAGGAAUCUUAGAGAUGUGAGGUAUCUUAGAGAUAUUAGAUAUUUUAGAGAUCUCAGGAAUCUUAGAGAUGUGAGGAGUUGUUCUCGCUCCGAGAGAGUGAUUGGUUGCCACGUGUCACGUCAGCCGAUGAGUCGGACAAACUGCUACUUUGAGAUGGAGUGUCUGUCACGGGAGGGAACGCUGAAUAUCGGCAUCGUCAUGGGGAUCAUUCAUGAUGUCCUCUUCUCCGACAGACACCCUAUGGAGUCAAACGAGAAGUCUGGAGGAGCCGUUGAAGGGUUUGAAUUUCAUGCGGGUGAUGUUAUAGGAUUUGGAAUAGAAGGAAAGUGGGAGUCAGAGUAUGUGCCCCUGGACAGCUGCUCAUUCUAUUAUACCAGAAAUGGAUCGAGGUGUGUGGACAAGACUUUGAAGGAGAAGCCUCACAGUGGAAUGUAUCCCCUCAUAUCAGUGCUCGGGAAGGACAUCGGUGAAAUCCGACUCAAGAACUACGCUGCACCGCCUGAGUCAUUGCAGAAAACGUGGGAGAAGGAAAAACUCUACAUGGAGCCUGGCUUUUGUCACUGUAUGCUCUGGGACGAAGAUGGUGUUAUCACGUAUGCUGACUACUACAAGAACAUUGGAGAUGUCGGCCUCUUUGUGAGCAGACACGCCAUUACAAAGGCCAACAACUCUUGCACCAUUGAAAUCCUUGACACAGGUGACAAAGGGACGAUCUCCCUUGGUGUUGGGCCAGAAGAUUACAAAAUUAAGAAGCAGCCCGGAUGGUUGCACCCAUCUGUUGGUUUCCAUGGAGAUGAUGGAUCCAUCUUCCUGAACAAUACUGGGGAGUACACCAAAUUAAAAGUGAGUUCGCCAUGGAACAAAGGAGAUGUGAUAAAAGUCUUGGUAACUGGGUUCAGCAGUAACAUGGUGGGCGACGACGAGAAGAUAACAGUAACGUUUUACAGAAACAACAAACAGGUGGAGGAGGUAAAUCUUCAAUAUAAGAAACCAGCGGGAGUUCGAUGCGUCUUUCUAAUCGGAAUGCACAGUCCGAGGGAAAAAGUGAAACUUCUCAACUUCAGAAGACCCUACCAACCUAAUCCACCAGUUGAUGACAAACUUACCAUGGGAAGGUGUAACUUCAUCAAUGUGUACGAUGAUGGAACUCUGACAUACUACAAAUUUGACAAGAGAGAGCCGUUUGGACUGUAUGUUUCGAAAACUCCCAUUUCACAAAGGCUGACAUACUUUGAGAUGAAAGUUUUGAAGUCAAACUCUGAGAGACACAUUGGGAUUGGACUUUGUCACCGUGACUACAAGAUUAACGAGAUGCCGGGCUGGCUUGCUGCAUCGGUUGCUUAUCACGCUGAUAAUGGAGAGUUAUACAGUAAUGCAGUAGUUGGCAUGAAGACCUUGGAACAGGACUCUAGCAAGCUUGAGUUUGGUGAGGGAGAUGUUGUGGGUUGUGGUGUGGAGGCGGUGUUCACUGGAUCCAGACUGAAGCCUCAGCAGACUCUUAAAGUGUACUUCACCAAAAAUGGCACACGGGUACAUGAGAUUAAGAUGGACUACAUCACUGAUGGCUUGUACCCAUGUGUAGCAUUGCACUUUGAAGAGGACAAAGUCCAGCUCCAUGACUUCUUCCCUGGUUGUCAGAGACUCAUCCAAGAAACCCCUACAAAAACAAAACAUAAGACAGUGGAACAGGACCUGCCAGAAGGAUGUCAGUUUGUGGUUGUUGCUGUGGGUGAUGGGACAACAUCAGACGUUAGAGGAAAGGCAGAGUUGGUGAAACAGCAGCUUGAUCUUUCUAUUGAUCUUGAUCUCAUUGCCGACCUGGAGGAAGAAGUUGCAAGAUUAGAUAGUGAUCUCGACAGCCUGCGAAUCCAAGGACAGCAGUAUUACAGCAGUCUGUGUUGGCAGUUGCAGUGUCUCAAACGAAUCGUCCAACAACCAGACAGAGUCAAGUUUCUGGCACUUGACACAAAAACAGGACAGGGAUAUGAAGAUUUAGUGAAAACUAUUUUGUUGAACCAAACAACUCACCAGGAGUUGUAUCCCAAGCUGUAUGAACUGCACCCGACUGUGAAGACCAAACUUGAGGCGAUCGUUUCUGUCGUUCACUUACGUGGUGUUGUACCCAUCUCAGAACUCCAGGAGGCAACUGGUGGCAUCUUCGGGGAAUCUUCUUACCUCUACACUCGAGCUGUCAAAUAUUUACAUAAGAAGGUAUUUCCUAAGGGUGAAGCUGUGACAAUAGAGUCGAAGUGUUUCUCCCCCGAGAUGGACAACGUGGCGAUCAAUGAUGACACAUCGUUCCACAUCGAGGAGUACACCUGGCAGGCUUUCUGUAUCUUCAGUGACAUCUUCGACUUCUACAUCACAAACCAAGGCCUUGUCACCAUCAUACACGAGAACACGCCACACUGGUUCGUGAACAGUUCAGUUGGGUGUUUGCAUGACUGGAGUUUCUCCGACGUUGACCACCCUCAGACUAUCUGCACCAUGUGUAACCAGUGUUGUGACAGUGGAAUUGACUGUCAGUGGAGUGGAAUUAUGGGACAGUAUCUGCGAGAGUGCUGCUGUGGAACAAGAGUCAAUGGGUGCAAACAGUGCGGCAUCUGCAAGAGAUGUGCCGACGAACUGUGGGUGGGUGCAGCACGUGAUCAUGAGCAGCACGACACAUCUGGUGCAGUGAUCCAGGUGUUCCCUGGGCCAGCCGUCAAGAUCCCCUCCGUCCAGGAGAUCGAUGGCUACAACGAGAAGAACAGUGCGGCCGAGCCCAGGAUGAGGUUUGAACAGGGAGACGUCAUCAAGAUCAGACUGACAGAAAUACCCAAGACUAGACUGAUGGUUAGUGAUAUAGAGGAAGAGGAGGUGUCGCUGGAAAUAAAGCCUGUUUACCACACACUGUUUUGUCGGGAAGUGCGUAUCUGGCAUGAUACUGGAAUCCUUUGCUACGAUACAUCAUCACCAUCCAUUCCUGUGGGACAGUUUUGUGCAGCUCGACCUUUGACCUCUGAGUGCAACAAGUUCUCUCUUGAAAUUGUAAACCCUGGUGAAUCGAGGACUAUUUCGAUUGGUUUGUGCCACAGACGUUAUCUAGCCAAUCGGCAGCCUGGUUGGGAUCCACUUUCUAUUGGUUACCACGCCGAUGAUGGAGGGAUUUUUAUUGGAUCAGGCUGGCCUCUUCAUUCAGUUGGUGAGGUUUUACCAGGAGAUAGGAUGACUUGCCAGCUUGACAUGGACAAAAGGAAAGUCACUUUUUAUCACAAUGACAAACAGGUGUAUGAGAGCAACAAACUGCGAGUGCCUGCUGGCGGUUUUCACCCGAUUAUUGGCCUCCAUUCCACAGGGGAAGCUGUUCGCUUGUUGGACAAGGACCCUUGGUUACCACCCAGAGAGGGAGAUAUACCAUCACUACCUUUGGCCUUUGAUUCCAAGAAGUAUGGAAAUCUGUGGAUCAGUCCCGGACGUACUAUGUUUCUCUUGAAGAGGAAAGGUGUGCACGGCUGGCUCCUGCUUCACAACCCGAGUAAAGAUCUCAUUGGCUUCAUGAUCACAUUCAGUGCUGGCAACAAGGUAGACAACUGGAGUCCGAUUGGAUAUCUUGAACCACACAAGUCUCAUUGUAUCCGGAUAGAUCUCCCAGAAGCACCAAGCAUUGUGGACAUUGUGUGGUUCAGUCUGGAGCUGGGGAAACAGUAUUCUGAGGAAGAGAUUGAGACAUUUCGUUCUACUCUAACACCAGAAAGGCUGCAUUCACACAGCUUGCGGGUACACAUAGCUGAGAAACAGUUACAGAGUGUCACACCUCUUCGCAUCGUCGGCGUCUCUGUACCAGAAGAUAAGGAUGUUUACACACUGGAGAUCCUGAAGAAUGGUGGGUUAGUUCAGAAGUACUGGUUACACGGAGGAUCCUAUCAUUGCUUGAUACCGAAGGUCAAAUCGGAGGAUACAGAGAGAGAUAUCUUUCUUCGUUACCCCAAAUUCCCGACUUUUGAUCAGCCCAACAUGUUUCAAAAAGGAAUGCGAUUGGUGGCAAAGCCGUAUGAGAAUGUCUACGCUGAGUGUAUGAUUGUGGCGGUGUCGCGAGAUGGCCAGUCUUUGACUCUGGAAUACUCACCCAAGGACUCGGAUGAGAACAUCCAGGUGGAUCUGAGCAUCGACUCGGAGGUCAUACAGCUGAAGGAUGUCCCUCUGGAGGCCUUCGAGGACGUCAAGGAGAAGAUGGAACAUCUCAGGGCACAGGGUAAAACUGAAGAUAAGAAGGAUGGGAAAAAGCCAGAAGAUGGAAGUGGUGAUAAGCCACAGGUUUCUGAAGCUGGAAAGGGAGACAGUUCAAAGGAGAAGAAGGAUGCGGAAGUGAAGGAAGAAGAACUGGAGGAAGGGGGGUCGAGUUUCGCGUCGUGGGGUAAGGUGAGCAGGAAGAAGAAGCAGAAGCCAGAGAAAGAAACGGAGGAAGAGAAGAAGAUGAAGGCAGAUAUUGAAGUGCUGGGAUAUGAAACAAGAGGCAAUUUUACAGCUGAGAAAAGGGCCUACAUCUUUCCUCCUUUACACUUACUGACAGAGUCGGGUCGUUUUGCCAUCAUCGCUUUGGAUUCCAACUGGAAGGAAAAUUCCCUGAUCUCCCAGUCGAAGUGUCAGAAUAUCCCAACAAGAGUUACAGUUCAAGAACAGCAGAUAAUGGAGUUAUCACGAGAUCUGCCUUCUUGGGUGCGAGGUUCAGGGAAGGACGGAAAGAUUGAUCAAGCUUAUGCAUUCCUGCCACAAAACCUCAACAGGAUGAGUCUCUGUCACCCAUCUGUUACCGACAUGUUUGAAAAUGUUGAUGUCCACAGACUUUGCUUUCUUGUUGACCAGGUUUAUUUUGCUGUUGAAUUAGAGCAGUUCCUGGACAUUCCCAUCCACUUUGUGAACAUCCCUCCAAUCACCCCCAAACAACCGCUGCCCCCCAGCCUGAUGUACGGAAAUAUCUUCUCGGGAUGGACCUACACGGCACUCAUUGCCACAAAGUUACUGCUACCUGUCUGUGAUAAAGUAUUUCCCAGUGGCCAACCAGACUUCUCCAGAGAACAGCUGGAGGUGAUGCUGCACCAGCUGGUUCAUGUGUAUGCGGCCCAGUGUCACCUCCUCGCCGAACAGUACGGCAGUCUGCAGUUCCAGCAGACGUACGACGCCGGCACCACUGAGGUCAACCGAGCCAUUGCCCAUGGCGACACCAACGUCAGGACGACUGUAGACAUGGAGGAUUCCUCGUACUUGUUCAAGAGACGGUUCCGUAACCACUGCCUCUGUAAAACACAUCUGUGGACGUUGGAGAAAACCAACAUGUCUGAGGGGGACUCAACUGUGAGUCUAACGAUGGACUACUUCAUACCGUAUGAAGAAACUGUGAACUGCUUCGCCCGAGAUCUGUAUUCCACCGAGUCCCUGCCGUCGGACCUGUUCGCCAAGUUCUCCAACCUGCAGUACUUGGCUCUUGACCUGUGUGAGAAGAUGAAGGAACUGCCAGCUGGGAUUGCCAAGUGUCAGCGUCUCAAUACGGUGUUGUUAACCAACAUGGCUCUCAAGGUCUUGCCUGCAGACAUUUUUAAAACACCAAAUUUAGAGAAUCUUACAUGCUCAAAUCUGUUGGUCAAAUCUUUACCCACUGAUUGGUCAAUGGCCAGCAAGCUGACCAGGCUGAUCCUUUCGGGUUUGCAGUUAGAGUUACUUCCCCCAGAAAUCAGCAAUCUACAGGAGCUGGUUCUCUUAGACCUCAGUUACAAUCCUUUGAAGGAUCUACCCAUGGAGCUGGGGAAGUUGCAGAAACUCAAGUACCUUUCUGUCUGUGGUAUGCCAUGGAUUUCAUUGGAAUCCAACAAAACCAUCACCGUGGACAUUUACACAGAUUGGUUCAAUGAUCGACCUUACAUUAAGAACUUUUUAUCAAAGCAGAAAAUCCAGCAGAUGUUUUCACAAAAUGAUGUCAGUAAAAAUGGAACACUGGGUGUGGAUGAAGUAGCUGGACUGAAUCUUCGACUGUUCUGGGAGAUUCCGAGAAUUGGAGCCAAAAAUCUGAAGUAUGGUGGAAUCCCACCUGCUAUAUUCCUGCUUACCUCCCUUGAGGAGCUCUACCUUGACUACCAGGCGAUUGUAGCUGUCCCAGUCCACAUGUGUCGUCUCGUAAACCUGCGUACAUUGAGCCUGGCACACAAUCCACUGCUGGAGAGUCUGCCGGGUUCUCUCGGACAUCUACCAAAUAUCAAAAGUAUUGAUCUUUUGAGCUGCCCCUCGCUACGAACCCCACCUAAUGAGGUUGUGAGUCGAGGGUUCGAGUCGGUGAAAGCCUACCUUAAACGCCUGGCUGGUGGCUUUACUGAGUGUCGCAGAACCAAACUCAUGUUUGUUGGCCUUGGAGGAGCAGGGAAAACCAGUCUUCUGAAAGCACUGAUGAGUUCGAAGAAGAAAACCGAUGGAACGAAGGGAGAGGAUAUCACCGACGGGAUCGUCAUUCAGCCGUGGACGAUAAAAAACAGUGACGGACUGGAAGUCACCUACAACACGUGGGACUUCGCUGGGCAAACUCUCUACUACAACACCCAUCAGUUUUUCCUGUCUAAGCGUGCCAUCUACCUACUUCUGUGGUCGACUCGGCAGGGAUUCGAGCACGCUGGGUUAGACUUCUGGCUUAGUUCUGUAGCAUGCCAUGCUCCUCACACUCCAAUUUUUGUCGUAGGAACACACUGUGAUCAGGUACCCAAAGCUGAUGUUCCCCAGGAUCAACUCCAAGAACGCUACCCACAAAUAGUCGGCUUUCACUUUGUCAGCUCUGUCGAGGGAAAGGGUAUAAGAGAACUGCAGGAGAAAAUGCUUGAAGUGACACUGGCCCAGAAGAACAUGGGGGAGAAGAUUCCUCAAGUGUGGCUCAGUCUGGAGCAGAGAAUACUGAAAGAUCGAACAACAACCAGUAUCUUGGAGUGGGGGGUCAUCAAAGAAUAUGGCAUGGAUGUUGGAAUCUAUGAUGAGAAAGAUAUAAGGGAGGCAAUCCAGUUUCUACAUGAACUUGGGACAGUUCAGUAUUUUGACAAUGACUUCCUGCGUGAUCACGUUGUUAUCAAUCCGCAGUGGAUUGUCAACGUGAUGUCAUGUGUGGUGUCGGUGAAAAACUCUCCAAUACAGGACAAGAAGGGUCGAUUUGAACAUGUGGACAUACCGACUGUGUGGAGCAGUUAUCCCCCUUCUCUUCACAAAUGGCUGUUACAGCUGACAGAGGAGUUUGAUUUAACGUUUCCGAUUCCCAAAGAACCAGUCAACAUUGUGCCCUGUCUUCUGCCUCACGAGGUCCCCAAAGAUUUGAACUGGCCGUCUAUAGAAGGACGGGAAGGAAUACAUGAAACAAAGAUAGUCUACAAAUUUGCAUAUCUGCCAGCAGGACUUUUCAAUCGAGCACAAGUUCGGCUAUUCCAGUUUUCUGAUGGCACACAGAUUUGGAAGUGGGGUUCACUUCUGAAGAAAAACAAUCAUCUUGCACUGAUUGAACAGACUGGUGACUGUGAGCUGAUUGUCAAGGUGCAGGGUCCAAGGCCUGAAAACGUCAUCUUCCUUGUCCACGAGAUAUUUGAGAGUCUGAUCGAGGAGUCGUUUCAUGGAGUAGUUUACCAUUUCCUUGUUCCCUGUCCAGACUGCAUCCUCAAAGAGGGCACUCUGGAACCCAGUCUGUUUGAGUCAGAGCUGAUCAGUCAUGCGAAGGACUGCAAGGCGCCGUUCUUACAGUGUCGCAAAUACUUCCACACAGUGUCCAUGGGACAGCUGCAGGAUUCAGUCCCCGAUGUCAGUGACUUUGACUCGCAGCUCUACAGCCGGAUUAUUGCCCUGCAGCAGCUCAAUGAUGACCGAACCACCGACGUUGCCGUGUUAUACUGUGCCAUGGACGUGCCAGGCUCCAGUCAGGAUGGCGACAUGAUUCAGCCAGUCUGCAUUAAGAACGAUCUCGAACAGGAGAAGUUUUCUGUUUGGUUUUCUGAUGAUAUGCGGAACAUUUCAGCUGAAAACUUAGUUUGGGGCAUCAAGAAUUCUAAGGUUGUUGUGGCCCUGGUCUCAGACAAUUUUGAGCGAGAUGACAAAUGUCGUGACAUGUUAUGGUAUGCGAUGGACAGUUUGAAAAAGGACUAUGUGAUCGCAGUGAUCGGUAAUAGCUUAGCCUGGCAGAACACCGACAUGGGCAUGAGGAUAGGGAAACAGGAGAUAAUGGUGAUGAUAAAGACGAAGACUCGAUACGCUGAGAAGAAGAAAGAACUCAUCAGCAUGGUCAACUCCAAGUUGAUGCAGCUUCAAGAGAUGGCCAACAAGGACCACCACACAUGUUUCAUCAGUUACUGCUGGUCGAACUCCCAGGAUGCUGUUAACAAGGGAACAAAACACAAGGAAGGGUCGCUGGGAUGGGGCGACCCUCGAGUGAUAAAGAAAUACCUUCAGGACGAAAGAAUUUCUACAUGGAUAGACUAUGAGCAAACCAUUUGUGGGGGAGCUGGUUUGUUUCAGCGUUUAGCAAAAGCAGUUCGAGAUGCCAAAGUGUUUGUGGCCUGUAUUUCAGAUGAGUAUGCCGAAUCUGAAAACUGUAUGAUGGAACUUAGGUUUGCCGUUCUUAAUGUCAGCUUACCACUAAUCCUCUGUAUCGUUGGAACAAAGACAGGCUGGAAAAUGUCUGAGAUUGGCAUCCUUGCCCGGAGGUCUGGCGCAUCCAAGGUGUUCUUUCAAAAGGAAAACCCUGAAGCUCUGGACACACUGGUUAACUUUGUGAGGGCAGCCAUAUCGUCAAAGAGCUCCCUGUUGACGAAGAAGGAGCUGGUUAAACAGGAGCAUUCAGAGUUGAAGAAAAAACAAGCCUCCAAGAUCACCAACGUGUCCUUCCAGGAGGAAUAUGAACUGAUCCAGAGAAAGUUUAUGCGACAUAUCAUUUCGUUCAUCAGUAUUUCCGACUCAAGACCGAUGCCACGACUGAUAGUUCUGGACUUUGAUGUGAAGGCCGAGUAUAAUUUGAAACAGAACUACGUGGCAAGAGAGAGUUACAACAUCAGAGGGUCUUCAUUUGGCAGAGCAAAUCUGAGUAAGGGAUCAUAUAAUAUGAAGCAUGACUAUUCAAAUUAUGCAAGUCCGAAGACGAAGUUCCUGUCCAAAUCAUCAGCAUAUGACGAAAUUCCUGAAGUUCCUACGGAAAGUCCUGUCCCAAUGCGUGGCAUUCGAGCAAAAACAGCUACACGAUCCAGGGACAGAAUGGAGCCAUUUAUUUUGGAUGAAGAGGAGGAAAUUUGGGAACGAGAAACAUUUUGUAUUAAAAUCCUCUGUGAACACGAAGAGGGAUGGCACGAGUGUAAGAAGACUUAUUCAUUCCGAAAAGAUGACGAAUUCUUUGACACAAUGAGAAGACUGGCGCCAUAUCUGUUCCGACUGUACAGCAUCCUGAAGCAGAGUUCCGUCCAGCUGAAUUGUUUAACAGGAGAAAGAGGCACCAAGUUUCAGGAGUGGAUUGAUAAGGAGUCACAGAACAUAGAUUUCCUGGAAUCGUUCAAGGCUGUCAGGGAUGUUAUUCCCGAGGAUGAAGAGGCUUCAGAUUUCCUACAGCAACUUAGCAGGUGUCACCUUCCAAGUGGGAAGAUCUACUGGUUGUGUGAUGAGCAUCAGUCGGGACCACGAAUCACCAAACUCAGCCUCGACAUCGGAACCAGCAAGAGUCAGCGCAAAGUUGUCUUCCCUGAAGACACAGCACUCAAAGAGAUCAUGGAGAAAUCGGACAUGUUCAGGAAACAGAAGGCGGAAAAAUCUAAGUCAACAGUAAUACUUCCUCCCAUAAACAAUGUUGCUGUUAUAGAGAAACCAGCCCCUGACAAGAAACAACUCGGUAGCAAUGAUCCGAGACGGCAGAGUGUGUUUGAACGUGUUGAUGCUGGUCUUAGCUUCAAGCCUCAACACAACAAGCCACGGAAAUCAGCAAAACCUCAACAGAUGGUUGUCGAGGCCGAAAUAAGUGAAGAAAGUGGCCACAAGACUGUGGCGUUCAGUGAUAAGACACCCGAUUCUAAAACUAGGGAGCCGGGAACUCGGAAAGUGGCUACGACUGCAGGUGGUUCAACAUCUCGCAGUAAUUCACAGCAAGAGUUCAAAGCAGCUGGAACAGUGGCAUCCAUUGUAACCACAGCAACCAAAACAACGGCUAAUAAAUCAGCAGGCAAGACAGCAAGCAAGACGUGUGCCAUUCAGUAGAGCAAAUACUGACACUCCAUUUUGGAGGUUAGGCACAGACAAUAUGACAUUAUGAAGCACAGACACCAUGAUGUUAUAAAGUACAGACAAUAUGACACUAUGAAGCACAGACAAUAUGACGUUAUGAAGCACAGACAAUAUGACGUUAUCAAGCACAGACAAUAUGAUGUUAUGAAGCACAGACAAUAUGAUGUUAUUAAGCACCGACAGUAUGAUGUGAUGAAGCACAGAAAAUAUGAUGUUAUCAAGCACAGACAAUAUGAUGUUAUGAAGCACAGAUGAUGUGAUGUUAUGAAGCACAGACAAUAUGAUGUUAUGAAGCACAGACAAUAUGAUGUUAUGAAGCACAGACGAUAUGAUGUUAUGAAGCACAGAUGAUAUGAUGUUAUGAGCACAGACGAUAUGAUGCUAUGAAGCACAGAUGAUAUGAUGUUAUGAAGCACUGACAAUAUCAUGUUAUGAGCACAGACAAUAUGAUGUUAUGAAGUACAGACAAUAUGAUGUUAUGAAGCACAGAUGAUAUGAUGUUAUCAAGCACAGACAAUAUGAUGUUAUGAAGCACUGACAAUAUGAUGUUAUCAAGCACAGACAAUAUGACAUUAUGAAGCACAGACAAUAUGAUGUUAUCAAGCACAG